Cajanus cajan (pigeon pea) is the source of this 2524-nucleotide messenger RNA. It is a transcript of the gene STT3B, whose product is annotated as staurosporin and temperature sensitive 3-like b. Lineage: Eukaryota; Viridiplantae; Streptophyta; Magnoliopsida; Fabales; Fabaceae. The record is from RefSeq and is a predicted model, not a curated record. Gene Ontology annotation, cellular component: membrane. Gene Ontology annotation, molecular function: oligosaccharyl transferase activity.
GCUUAAAAAAACACUCCCGUUGACUCAGAGUAUUGUUCAUUCCUUGACUCAAUCAGAUUCAGAUCCAGUGAUCCACCAUCGCUCCCAUGAAACCCUAAACCAAUCAAUCUCAACAAUGGUAGUCACCUCCAAAGCCUCUCCAAUGGCGCAAGAUCUCCUCAACUCCUUCUCCCUCCCCAAAACCCUCAAGCUCAAAACCAAGCAGCAAGAGCUCCUAAUCCGCGUCGCCACGCUCUCCCUCAUCUACCUCCUCGCCUUCGUCACGCGCCUCUUCAGCGUCCUCCGUUACGAGUCCAUGAUCCACGAGUUCGACCCCUACUUCAACUACUGCACCACGCUUUUUUUCACGCGCCAUGGCUUCUCCGAGUUCUGGAACUGGUUCGACUCCGAGUCCUAACCCCUCGGCCGCAUCGUCGGCGGCACCCUCUACCCCGGCCUCAUGCUCACUGCCGUCGCCAUUCACUCCCUCCUCCGCCUCCUCCGUCUCGCUGUCCACAUCCGCAAGGUCUGCGUCCUCACCGCCCCCUUCUUCGCCUCCAACACCACCCUCGUCGCUUACUUCUUCGCCAAGGAGGUUUGGGACUCCGGCGCCGGCCUCGUCGCCGCCGCGCUCAUCGCGAUCUGCCCCGGCUACAUCUCCCGCUCCGUCGCCGGCUCCUACGACAACGAGGGGGUUGCGAUCUUCGCCCUCUUGCUCACGUUUUACCUCUUUGUGAAGGCUGUGAAUACUGGGUCGCUGGCGUGGUCUUUGGGCUCGGCGUUUGGGUAUUUCUACAUGGUUUCGGCGUGGGGGGGUUAUGUGUUUAUAAUCAACUUGGUGCCGCUUUAUGUGUUGGUGCUGCUGGUCACGGGGAGGUACUCGUUGAGGCUCUAUGUGGCGUAUAACUGCAUGUAUGUUUUGGGAAUGUUGUUGGCUAUGCAGAUUAGGUUUGUGGGAUUCCAGCAUGUGCAGUCCGGGGAGCACAUGGCGGCAAUGGGCGUCUUUUUCUUGCUGCAGGUAUUUUUCUUCUUGGAUUGGGUGAGGCAUUUGCUGAGUGAUACAAAGUUGUUUCAGGCAUUUUUGAGGAUCACUGUGACCAGUGCGGUUGCUGUUGGUGCUGUUGCUUUGGGAGUAGGCAUGGCAUCUGGUUAUAUAUCUCCAUGGACUGGGAGGUUUUACUCCUUGCUUGAUCCAACGUAUGCUAAGGAUCACAUUCCGAUUAUUGCAUCGGUCUCUGAGCAUCAGCCUACUGCUUGGUCAUCCUUCAUGUUUGAUUUCCAUAUCUUGUUGUUCCUUUUCCCAGCUGGCCUAUAUUUUUGCUUCAAGCGCUUGUCUGAUGCUACAAUCUUUUUAGUUAUGUAUGGUCUUACAAGCAUGUAUUUUGCCGGGGUUAUGGUUCGGCUGAUUCUUGUUGCUACCCCUGCUGUGUGCCUCAUUAGUGCUAUUGCAGUUUCUGCCACCGUGAAGAAUUUGACUCGGUUAGUUAGGGCCAAAAGCCCAUCUGUUCAAAGUGGAUCUAGUAAAGGAACUAGCACUGCAAAAGGUUCUUCUAAGGGUGUAGUUGACAAUUCCCAGCCUUUCCAAAAAAAUGGUGCUAUUGUGUUACUCCUUGGUGCUUUCUAUUUGCUCAGCAGAUAUGCUAUUCACUGCACUUGGGUCACAUCAGAGGCCUACUCAUCUCCCUCAAUUGUCUUGGCUGCAAGGGGUGCCCAUGGCAACAGGGUCAUUUUUGAUGAUUAUCGUGAGGCUUACUUUUGGCUUCGCCAGAACACUCCACCAGAUGCCAAGGUGAUGUCAUGGUGGGAUUAUGGUUAUCAAAUCACUGCCAUGGGAAACAGAACGGUUAUUGUUGACAAUAAUACCUGGAACAACACACACAUAGCUACUGUUGGGCGAGCAAUGUCAUCCUAUGAAGAUGAGGCUUAUGAAAUAAUGAGAUCGCUCGAUGUUGACUAUGUAUUAGUCGUGUUUGGUGGUGUUACUGGUUAUUCUUCUGAUGAUAUUAAUAAAUUUCUUUGGAUGGUGAGAAUUGGUGGUGGAGUUUUUCCUGUGAUAAAGGAACCUGAUUAUCUUGUCAAUGGAGAAUAUCGUGUAGAUAAAGGAGCAGCACCAAAGAUGUUGAACUGUCUUAUGUACAAGCUGUCUUAUUAUCGGUUUGGAGAGCUGACAACUGAAUAUGGCAAACCACCUGGAUAUGAUCGAGCUAGAGGUGUUGAAAUUGGAAAUAAGGACAUAAAGCUUGAGUACUUGGAAGAGGCGUUCACUACACAGAAUUGGAUAGUUCGUAUUUAUAAAGUGAAACCACCUAAAAACAGGUGGUAAAUCUAAUCCCCCUUCCCCACAACCCAAAAGAAAAAGAGACUGUUCUCUCUCUGCGGGAAAUGAGUAUUUUAGUGAACUUGAGCGCUGAAAAUCUGUUUACAGAUUGUGGACCAUUUUUUGAGUAUGUAGAAUUAGUUGAGGUAAUUUUAUGGGUUUUUGAAAUGAUACAGUUUUCGACUUUAUGACAACUAAACAACUUAACCUAUUAUUGGCUUGGCACCA